GCCAUCCGCAGGACUACACGAGUCAAGUCCGACCAUCUUCAGUGAGCUCGCGACUGGAAAUCUCAGCUAAGACCAGUGGAACGGGCGGGAGGAGGAGAAACAGAAAGGAAGCCUGCAGAGAAGCAAAAGGAGAUUAAGCUCAGCCAAAAUGGAGGCGACAUUGAAUUUCGAGGAGAAGGAUUGGUUAGCAUGUUGCGGCAGCACUAAAUUCGCCAAGGAAAUGGCGUCCGCGUCGCCCUUCUCAUCGCUCGAUCAGGCCGUUUCUGCAGCCAGAGAUAUCUGGUUCAACAAGGUAGAUGUUAAUGGUUGGCUCGAAGCUUUCGCCGCUCAUCCUCAGAUUGGCCAGUCCUCCGCCCCCGCUGCCGCUUCUCAUGCCGCUUCUGAAUGGAGUAAGGGAGAGCAAUCAACAGCGAUAUCCACUGCAUCUACUUCCAUCUUGCAGGAACUAGCUGAUUGGAAUGCUCGGUACAGGCAAAAAUUUGGGUUCAUUUUUCUUAUAUUUGCAUCUGGGCGUAGUUCUGGUGAAAUACUUGUGGAGCUGAAGAAACGUUAUGAAAACCGGCCUAUAGUUGAGUUUGAGAUUGCAGCGCAAGAGCAAAUGAAAGUAACAGAACUACGACUUGCAAAGCUCUUCGCCACCAGAACAAGAUCUGCUGCAACAGAAGACCGUGUGAGCAUCAUUGGAGGGCAUUUUACUCCGACUCCCGAAGCUUCAUCUGGAAAGCCUUCUCAAGAAGUACCAACUCGAACUCGUCCACCAAUUACAACACAUAUAUUGGAUGUUUCAAGAGGGUCUCCAGCUGCUGGAGUUGAGGUGCUAUUGGAAAUGUGGCAAGGUGCUCAACCUCGUCCAUCAUUUGGCGAGAGAGGAGAUGUAGGCGGCUGGGUGUAUCAGGGAUCCUCGAAGACCAACACCGAUGGUAGGUCUGGGCAACUGACGAGCAUAGUUGAUGCGGUCAAACCUGGAAUAUACAGAAUAAGUUUCAACACGGGGGAGUACAGUCCAUCUGGGUUCUUCCCCUAUGUGUCUAUUGUGUUUGAAAUCAGGGAGUCACAGAAGUUGGAGCACUUCCAUGUUCCUUUGCUCGUUUCGCCAUUCUCGUUCUCUACCUAUCGAGGGAGCUAGAGCUAGAGGGUUCAUUGACUCCCAUUAUGCUUCUGGUAGUGCAGGUCAUAUGGAAGGGCUGGGUUUAUGUAAAACUAGUGCUGAGAUUUGUAGAGAAUAAGCCAGCUUUUGUGUGAGUGGUUUCUCCUAGUUCUGCUUUUUGUAAACCGACUUUCUGGUUUGUACUGGUCCAUGUAUCACUAUAUCAGUAAUACUGCUGCUGCUUAAAAGUUAAAUAUUGCUCCGGUGAGAAAAAGCCAACGACAAGCGCCGGUUCUUUUUCUGUUGAUAAAUUUAGUACCAAAAC
Molecule: messenger RNA, 1412 nt
Organism: Linum trigynum
Lineage: Eukaryota; Viridiplantae; Streptophyta; Magnoliopsida; Malpighiales; Linaceae
Source: the annotation of a GenBank genome assembly